This is a messenger RNA of Coccomyxa subellipsoidea C-169, 549 nucleotides long. RefSeq lists its product as hypothetical. Gene Ontology annotation, molecular function: ABC-type transporter activity. Gene Ontology annotation, cellular component: membrane. The transcript has 4 exons. The record is from RefSeq and is a predicted model, not a curated record. The annotation marks the transcript as partial. NCBI's taxonomy places the organism in Eukaryota, Viridiplantae, Chlorophyta, Trebouxiophyceae, Coccomyxaceae.
AGGGAGCGCAGUGACGGCCUGUACAGCACGGUGUCCUAUCUGCUCUCCAAGAUGGUGGAGGAGAUGGUGGUCAUCCUGUUUGUGUCCCUGGUCGUCUCCGCAUGCAUCUUCUUCGCUGUGGGCUUCCACGGCCAGUACAUCCUCUUCUGGCUCGUCUACCUCGUCACCAUUUCCAUCGGCAUGGUGGUGGGCUAUUUGGUGGCGGCCUAUGCAUCAGACCUGGACGUGGCCAACGGCAUCCUGCCCGGCUACAUCAUGGGCCUCUACUUCUUCACCGGCUACGCGCUGCGCCUGCAGGAUCUGCCCAAAUGGAUCGGCUGGUUCCACUACCUGGACUUCCUGCACUAUGCCUGGGCCAGCCUCAUGCUCAACGAGUUCGAGUCGCGCCCUGCCGUCUUCCUGGGCAACCAGUCGUUCCUGGAGUACUACGGCUUGCCGCAGCAUGGCAUCUCAAAGUGGCAGUACCUGGGCAUCGAGGUGCUCUUCUUCAUUAUGUUCUUCUGCCUGGCAUGGCUGGCCCUGGAGUACAAGAAGCAUGGCAAACGCUGA